AGAGGAUCUGUAUGACUGUCCGCCAGACGCCACACAAACUCAGCAGCAGAGAGAACCAAAGAUGUUUCUGCCUCGGGCUAGCGACAUUGAACUGUUUCAUUUGGUCCUUACGGAGGACACUGACCAAUUAGAGCGGUAUCUACAGGACACAGCGCCUUGCGAAACACUGGAAGUCGUAGACACGACGCAGCGCACCCUGUAUCACUACGCUGCUCUCUCCAAGAACAAGAAGGUGCAGGAGAUGAUACUCCAACACGUGGACUCCUACCAUGACGCGAAAUUUGAGCUUGAGCUGCAGACUCUGAUGAGGAAGAAAGCGCAGAUGAACAUCUGGAUGCAAGACACUGAAGAGCAUGGGAAAGAAUGGGUGCCACCUCGAGUGAAAGAGUUGCAGCGGCAAACGACGCAGCAAAAGUGCGCCGACUGGGCAAGAAUCUGCAGCAAAGUGGACGAGAAUGGCCGCACGUUGUUCCAUUACAUUUCUACAACGACGUAUUUUAUUCCUAAUCACGACGACUACGAGCUCUGUAGUGUCCUUCGCAGUCAGCCUAACAUACUUUCGACUAAAGAUAAAUUCAAGAAGUUGCCACUUCACUAUGCCGUCGAAAGUGGAAAUCUGAAGCUAGUCAAGUGGGUUUUCCGGAUGGGUAUUAAACUGAACCAAGCGGACGUCGACUUGUUACUCUCGUUCAACGUGUCCCGCGUCAUGGAAAAUGUCCUAUUGCGCCAGCUUGAAGCUGUCGACUUCCGAAAUUACUAUCUUUCCAAUCGUAGUGUGGAUACGAGCGAUGUUACGUGCGAUCCGGGGGUUAGCACCUUUGUCCUCGCUAAACUGCAUCGGAAAACAGACGACAGUACAGGGCAUCGACACCAGCUACCGAUCCAUCGAGCUGCGAUGUUCGGGAACAUCCGCGCUGUGGAGCUUCUUCUCGAAGAAGGGGCAGACCCCAAUACUCGAGAUGCCAACAAAUGGACCCCGUUGCAUUAUUGUGCGGAUGAGGCUACACCCCGACACCUGAUCAUUGCUCAACUUCUCGUGGAAUCAUCAAAACGUGUCGAUGUUAAUGCCAAGUCGCUGAAAGGAAGAUCUCCGCUUCACAUCGCCAUUCGCUCUAUAAAUCACAACACUCGAAACAACAAUGGGGCAGAGGCGUGCGAGUCUCAAGAUCGACUUUCAUUUGUGACUUAUCUUCAUGAAUGUAGGGCGAACUUGGAUCUUAAGGACAACCACGAAGCCACACCGUUACUUCUGGCUUGUCGUGGCGGUGACGUCGGUGUGGCUACAUUCCUGUUACGUGCAGGAUGUGACCCAACUGCGGUGGGGGAUAACAAGUGGAACCCGUUGCAUUUUGCAGCAAUUCGAGGUAACCCCAGUAUGGUGCAGUUCCUGCUGUCGUGGGAUGCUGACUCGCGACUCUGGAUCGACUCACCCGGUAUUCAAGGGAGGAGGCCAGUUGAUGUCUCAAAGAACAAUAGUAUCCGGCAAAUGCUAGUUAACCUGUGGAUGGAAUGCUACAAUGGAAACGUAGAUCAUGUGAGGCGACUGCUAUUAACUCGCUCGAAGGAACACUCGCAAGCAUCUCAAGGAGUUCAAUUAAUGUCUGUGAAAGAUACAACAACCCAAACAGAGAGAACCUCGCUUCAUUUAGCAAUUUCGGGAUACAUGAAGGCGUUGGAGUUACCCGAACCUAAAAUCUCUCUCACUCCGUCGCUUGAAGAGCGUCUGAAACAAGCUAAAGCAUCCGAAGUGAGGAAAUCUGCCCCUAGACGAUAUUUGCAGGUCGCGAUUCUCUUGCUUCAAGCUGGAGCAGAUUUAAGCACUGCAGACAGAUGGGGAAUCACGCCACUCAUGCUUGCAGCUAGUAUCAAGGACCCUGUCUUCAUGGAAACGCUCCUUGAACGUUUACCAGACGACAAUGACCUGCUAGUCGUCGAUACGGAUGGAAACACAGCUCUACAUUACAGCUAUGCGUUCUGCCAGGCUCAUAUCUCAACAAUGCUGGAAGAUCGGAUGGACGACUCAGAAAUUGAGAACAAACAAGGCAAAACACCUUUCGAGAUGACGGGAUAUCGCGACAAAAUCUAUCCAAAAGAAUAUCGCGGUUUUCUUCAACAGCAACGAGAUUUACGGAACCAGUUCUACGAGAAAUAA
Messenger RNA from Phytophthora infestans T30-4, 2152 nucleotides. RefSeq lists its product as uncharacterized. NCBI's taxonomy places the organism in Eukaryota, Oomycota, Peronosporomycetes, Peronosporales, Peronosporaceae. Gene Ontology annotation, molecular function: protein binding. The transcript is spliced from 11 exons. Gene Ontology annotation, cellular component: ciliary inversin compartment. Gene Ontology annotation, biological process: protein localization to ciliary inversin compartment. The coding region runs from base 62 to 2152 and encodes 696 amino acids. The record is from RefSeq and is a predicted model, not a curated record.